UUUUAUUUAGAGGCAAAUAAGGUGACUUUCAAUUUACCGUAGAAGGCACCUUGUUCCCAUAUUUCAACAUCAUUCUCCUUGAAGAGACCAACUCCUCAUCUGUCUUGUUCCCAGCAGAGUUUUGUGAAGUUUCCUUUGUUUUCUCAGCCAACAAACAGGAAAAGUUCACGUUAAUCUGUCAUCCAUGGAAAAAUCGAACACAAAAAAUCCAUGGUUUCAAUGACACUUGAAAUACAUAGAGUACUAAGUAUUACUUGCACGGAUAUAUGUCCUGCCUCUUUACAUUCCUUUAUUCUCCUAUAAUAGUUGUACAUCCUUUCGUUUCCCUGGCAACAUGGGUUUUUCUCAGAACUUGUUUUUGAUCAUCACAGCUUUAGUGGUCCUUGCCGAUGUUGCUACAGCCUGCUCCAAUGGACAAUGCAGGAUACUUGAUGAAUGCUCAUCGAACCAAGAUUGUCAAGCUGGGCUCUAUUGUUCCUCUUGCCUGGUAGGAUUUUCAGGUUCUAGAUGUGUAAGAUCAACCAUCACAAACCAAUUCAAGCUUCUGAACAAUUCUUUGCCUUUCAACAAAUAUGCAUUUUUGACGACCCACAAUGCAUAUGCUAUUGAUGGAUACCCUUCUCACACCGGAGUCCCUCGAAUCACAUUUACCAACCAAGAAGACAACAUCACAGAGCAGUUAAAUAAUGGAGCUCGAGCCUUGAUGCUUGAUACCUACGAUUUUCAAGGAGAUGUAUGGUUAUGUCAUUCAUUUAAAGGACAAUGUUAUGAUUAUACCGCAUUUGGUCCAGCAAUUGACACCCUAAAGGAAAUUGAAGCUUUCUUAUCAGCAAAUCCAACAGAAAUUGUUACAUUAAUCUUAGAAGAUUAUGUUCAAGCCCCAAAUGGACUGACCAAGGUCUUCACUGAUGCUGGGUUAAUGAAAUAUUGGUUUCCUGUGGCAAAAAUGCCUCAAAAUGGUCAAGAUUGGCCAUUAGUUAGUGACAUGGUCCAGAACAACCAAAGGCUACUUGUUUUCACUUCAAUUCAAUCCAAGGAAGCAAGUGAAGGCAUUGCUUACCAAUGGAAUUACAUGGUUGAAAAUCAAUAUGGGGAUGAUGGCAUGAAAGCAGGAAGCUGUGCUAACAGAGGAGAGUCACCUCCUCUUGAUGACAAGAGUAGAUCUUUAGUGUUGGUAAAUUACUUUAGAUCUAUCCCCAUGAAGGAACUUUCUUGUGAAGAUAACUCGGGGAAUCUCAUAAACAUCCUUCAUACUUGUGAUGGGGCUGCUGCCAGCAGAUGGGCAAAUUUUGUUGCUGUGGAUUAUUACAAGAGGAGUGAAGGAGGAGGAUCAUUUCAAGCCGUGGACCUGCUAAAUGGGAAGCUAUUGUGUGGGUGUGAUGAUAUCCAUGCAUGUGUGCCUGGAUCGACUUCAGGAGCCUGCACUCCCUAGUAGCAUCGACAGUCAUCCACAAUACAAUAGAUUAGGGAUUUGGGAGAUUUUUAUUUUGUAAUAAAAUUAAUCCAAUUGUACUUGAGAAAACGGUAAACAUUCUGUAGCUGCAGCGGUGAUCAAAGAAACUUACUCCAAGAAA
Molecule: messenger RNA, 1574 nt
Organism: Populus trichocarpa (black cottonwood)
Lineage: Eukaryota; Viridiplantae; Streptophyta; Magnoliopsida; Malpighiales; Salicaceae
Product: PI-PLC X domain-containing protein At5g67130-like
Exons: 8
Coding region: 335-1432 (365 amino acids)
Biological process (GO): lipid metabolic process
Molecular function (GO): phosphoric diester hydrolase activity
Source: RefSeq, a predicted model, not a curated record